Menidia menidia (Atlantic silverside) is the source of this 552-nucleotide messenger RNA. Lineage: Eukaryota; Metazoa; Chordata; Actinopteri; Atheriniformes; Atherinopsidae. The record is from the annotation of a GenBank genome assembly.
AUGUCACCCUCCGGCCGCGUGAAACGCGGAAGAGCGUCCUGUUUCCGUCACCAUGGCAACUCCCCGGGGCCAGAGUCGAUCCCCCAGUCCCUCCAAGGUGGACAAAUGGACACGCCAAGUUUCUCCGUCAAAGAGCAGGUGGUUCGAGCUUUGUACGGACGGUCGACGUCUUUAGGUCUAAACGGGAAGAAACUGGAGGACGUCCCCGCGUGCGUGAGCAGACUCCCAAACCUGCGCGUGCUCUCUCUGAGCCACAACCGCCUCAGCUUCCUCCCCUCAGAGCUGGUGGCUCUUCAACAGCUGACUGAGCUGAAUUUGGGGAAUAAUGCCCUGAAGGAGGUCCCUGCUGUUCUGGGUCAUCUGGAGGCCUUGAAAAAACUCUACCUGUUCAGGAACCAGAUCACGGUUUUGCCGCCUGAUGUGAUAGGUCGCUUACGAAACCUGGUCGUCCUCAAUCUCAACCACAACCAGAUUGUGAGGCUUCCACCUGAGAUAACCAGCCUGAGGAAGCUGCAGCGCCUCAGCCUCCUGGACAACAGCUCAGUCAGCUGA